UCCCUAGCAAUAUUGACUACUAAAAUGAAAAAUAAUUCCAAGGUUUCUUUCAAAAUCAUUUAUCUCUAUCACAUUUACAAAGAUAAUUCACGUUUUUCUAGUAUCUGUUGAAAUACUACUUAUAUAAGGUGUCAAUAAAUUUUGCGGAAACUCUUGUACUGAUUUGGCAGUAACAGGAUAAAAGCUGAUAAAAGCUGUCAUCAUAGCCGAACGGAUCUGUUAUUUCUACCUAUAUUGCAAACUCUCAGUAGCGCAACACGUAAAAGACUUGUAAUUAAACGUUUGAUUUUUUUCCAAAUUUCUAUAAAAAUAUGGGUAUGUUAUGGUGUUGUUUUCCCUGUCCUUCAUCGUAUGAAGAUUUAACACCUGAUCCAGAAACAAGACGUAGACAAGUUGUUGAAGCUGCAGAAAAGAGACGUAUUGAGGAAGAGCGAAGAGGAAUAGGGAAUCUUGAAGCUGUUAGAGUACAACAGCAAUUGGAUGAAGAACGUGCGAGACGUAGGGCAGAAGAUCUUAAUAUUGAUCCACAGACAGGAAUGAAGUGGCAAGUGAAUUAAUCGACUGGUAGGAACAAUUGGAUAUCUGUCAAAGAUGUCGGAACUGAUUUUAAAGUAUUUUUGAUCUGUAACUCAUUUGUGAUAUAUCAAUUACAUAAUAUACUUGAUAUAAGCACACUUUGUCGGAAGUAUAAAAUGUUUAUUAAAGAAUCGAAUGCGCAUGAACAUUUAUAAGCGCUAUUCAAAUUAGACUAUCUUAUGUACAUAUAGAAAAUACAGUAUUUGGGAAUGUUUUUAACUAUUA
Messenger RNA from Cephus cinctus (wheat stem sawfly), 801 nucleotides. RefSeq names its product small VCP/p97-interacting protein (gene Svip). Gene Ontology annotation, biological process: positive regulation of autophagy; negative regulation of VCP-NPL4-UFD1 AAA ATPase complex assembly; negative regulation of retrograde protein transport, ER to cytosol. The transcript has 3 exons. NCBI's taxonomy places the organism in Eukaryota, Metazoa, Arthropoda, Insecta, Hymenoptera, Cephidae. The record is from RefSeq and is a predicted model, not a curated record. Gene Ontology annotation, cellular component: endoplasmic reticulum membrane. The coding region runs from base 312 to 557 and encodes 81 amino acids.